AUGAUUUUAUAUGCAGAGAUAAGGUAUUCUAUUGAAGUAGAUAUUUUACACCAUUUAGUUGUGCAACACAUUCUAGAACCAUCCCUCUAUAAAACUGAAACGAAGAAAACCCUAAACCCUCUUCAUUUCACUCUCAUUUCCUUCUUCUCCCAGAACCCAUCUCUCUCUUUGUUUCCAGCCAUGGCCACUCAGAUCUUCUCUCGUGUCUUCCCCAAAACCCUAACCCUAGUCCCCUUCCUCUCCCGCUCCCUCACCUCCAAUCCUUCUUCUCUCUCCGCCCUCUCCUUCCUCCGUCGCAUCUCUGUCGCCUCCAACCCCUCCCUCCGCCGUCUUCUCCUCCCCGCCACCCCUUCCCUCCGUGCUCUCUCCACUCGCGCCACCACCUCCUCCCUCAACGACCCCAACCCCAACUGGUCCAACCGGCCCCCCAAAGAAACCAUCUUGCUCGAUGGCUGCGACUUCGAACACUGGCUCGUCGUCAUGGAGAAGCCCGAAGGUGACCCCACUCGCGACGAAAUCAUCGAUAGCUACAUCAAAACCUUGGCCAAGGUUAUCGGAAGUGAAGAGGAAGCUAGGAUGAAGAUAUAUUCGGUUUCCACUAGGCAUUACUUUGCGUUUGGGGCGCUUGUGUCUGAAGAGCUUUCUUACAAGAUUAAAGAAUUACCUGGAGUUCGGUGGGUGCUUCCUGAUUCGUAUUUGAAUGUUAAGGAAAAGGAUUAUGGAGGUGAGCCCUUUAUUAACGGGCAAGCGGUUCCUUAUGAUCCCAAGUAUCAUGAAGAGUGGGUUAGAAAUAAUGCCAGGGCAAAUGAGAGAAAUAGGCGCAAUGACCGGCCUCGCAAUGCUGACAGGUCAAGGAACUUUGAGAGGAGGAGGGAAAAUGUUGUCAACAGAGACAUGCAGGGUAGGCCCCCUAUGCCAAAUCCUGGUCCUAAUAUGAGUGGUGCUCCUCCAAGCAAUGCAGGAGGGUUCCCUCCACACAAUGCAGGUGGAUAUGCACCUCCAGGCAAUCAGGGUGGAUAUGCACCUCCUAACAACCAGGGUGGAUAUGCGCCUCCAAACAAUCAGGGUGGAUAUGCACCUCCAAACACUCAGGGUGGAUAUGCACCUCCAAACACUCAGGGUGGAUAUGCACCUCCUAACAAUCAGGGUGGGUAUGCUGCUCCUAACAACCCAGGUGGAUAUGCUGCUCCUAACCACCCAGGUCCCUCUAACAAUGCGGGCGGUGGUUACCCUCCUCCUCCUAACAUGGGUGGUGGCUAUGGUCCAGGAGGUGGAGCAUUUCAACCAAAUGCAGGAGGAUGGUCAAACAAUGCUCCCAAUAGAGACACGCCAAGUAGGGAUAUGGGAGGAGCACCUGGUGGGAACCCAUACUCUGGGUGA
Sphenostylis stenocarpa is the source of this 1380-nucleotide messenger RNA. Lineage: Eukaryota; Viridiplantae; Streptophyta; Magnoliopsida; Fabales; Fabaceae. The record is from the annotation of a GenBank genome assembly.